This is a messenger RNA of Cercocebus atys (sooty mangabey), 5333 nucleotides long. RefSeq names its product SR-related CTD-associated factor 4 (gene SCAF4). Gene Ontology annotation, molecular function: RNA polymerase II C-terminal domain phosphoserine binding; RNA binding. Gene Ontology annotation, biological process: negative regulation of termination of RNA polymerase II transcription, poly(A)-coupled. The record is from RefSeq and is a predicted model, not a curated record. The transcript is spliced from 20 exons. Gene Ontology annotation, cellular component: nucleus. Bases 1333 to 4743 code for a protein of 1136 amino acids. NCBI's taxonomy places the organism in Eukaryota, Metazoa, Chordata, Mammalia, Primates, Cercopithecidae.
GGGCUGGCGGAGCGGUGGCUUCAGCUCUCCUGUUGCUCAGGCCGCGGCGCGUCGACGACUGGACUCUGAUCCCGGGUCUGGGAGGAGUUGGAGAGGGUGUUCAUCCCCCUUCUCCGAGAUUCACGCACUUGGGAAAUAGGGCUAAUAAACGGAGAGGGGGUGGCUCGUUGUAAUAAUUUAAAGUCGUGAACAUAACCCUCUUAUAGGCUCUAUAGCCCCAACGUGACGCCUAAAAAGUUGAAUGGGAGAGAAGAGUAUUCGCUCCGCCUUAGUCCGCUAGAAGGCUGGCGUUGUCCUCCAGUUCCCUACCCUCGCACCCCCUCCCGAGGUAGUUAAUCCUCGGCUCCCUUCUACGAGGACAUUUACAUGUGAAAACCUCUCCAAACCGGGAACAAAGCUGCCUGCGGCCUUAAAGUUCUCUAGUUGUUUCUCUGAUCAUUCCAGGUGUUGCUUUUGGAGUGUAGAGUCCAUACAUCCUAUUUGUCAGAAUCGAUUUGGGAGGAGGAGACUUGGCUAUUGAUGAUUUAAAAUGCGGUUACAGAAUGGGAACUAUUGUCAUGGGUUGAGCUGUAUUGUCUUCCCUUUCCAAGUACCAAAGAUAAAGCAACAUUGAAAAAUCAAAUGUAGUAGUUCGAGAUGUGUGGAUGUGGCAUUAAAAACGUGCUGCAUCUCACAGAUUUUGUAGGUUUACUUGUAACAAUUAUGGUGCAAUAACUUUCCUUUAGAUUUGCGGUGCUAUAAUAUAUGGGACUCUCCAAUUACACUGCAGUUGAGACAAUUUAUUGCCAUAUAAGUUACCCUAAAAAUGAUUUUCUUCAAUUGAUGGGUAAAUAAAAUGCCCUAACUGCAGUAGUUGCAGCUGGUAAUGGAUAGUGUCUUGUAAAAGUUCAGUAGUGAUGAUUUUCAAAACAAUAAAAAUAAUAUGUCCUAGUUUUUGAUCGCCAGAGAAUUUGUGAUAAUGCUCCAACUAUUUCAGGGUUGGAAGUUGAUUGUUUUCUGAAGGUAAAAUUCACUGGAAUGUUGACUCCAGGCUCCAUGAGGGCAGGAAGUUUCUGUUCCUUUCCCUCCUUCUCUCCCAAUCAAAACAGGUGCCUUGCAAAUAAUUGUUGAAUGAGAAUUAAAACAAAUGGCACAACAGUAGUUAAAAUAUUUCAAGUACAUUUUUCUCCCAACAGUGAAUGUGUUUUUUAAAAAUUUAUUUCAGAAUCGGAAGAAUGAAUGUUUUUGAAGAAAGAAGAGGAUUUUUAGUUUAUUCUUAAGAUCAGAAGUAUUCCGAUUCAGGCGUUAUGGAAGUUGACAUCAAGCACAUUGUUAAGCAAACUCUUUUCGCUUAUGGAUAUGAAACCUCCCAUCUCUAGAGCCAAGAUGAUUCUCAUCACUAAAGCUGCUAUUAAAGCUAUUAAGCUUUAUAAGCAUGUAGUUCAAAUAGUAGAAAAGUUCAUCAAAAAGUGUAAACCAGAAUACAAGGUUCCAGGAUUAUAUGUAAUUGACUCAAUUGUGCGACAGUCUCGUCAUCAGUUUGGAACUGAUAAAGAUGUUUUUGGGCCAAGAUUCUCUAAAAACAUAACCGCCACAUUCCAAUAUUUAUAUCUUUGUCCAUCUGAAGAUAAGAGUAAAAUAGUUCGUGUGCUGAACCUUUGGCAAAAAAAUGGAGUGUUCAAAAUUGAAAUUAUUCAGCCUCUUUUGGACAUGGCAGCAGGAACUAGUAAUGCAGCCCCAGUAGCAGAAAGUGUUACCAAUAAUGAAGGCUCACCUCCACCUCCAGUAAAAGUUUCUUCUGAACCUCCCGCACAAGCCACUCCAAACUCCGUCCCAACUGUACCACAGUUGCCCAGCUCUGAUGCUUUUGCUGCUGUGGCUCAGCUGUUUCAGACAACUCAAGGCCAACAGCUUCAGCAGAUCCUUCAGACUUUUCAACAGCCUCCAAAACCACAGUCUCCUGCCCUUGACAAUGCUGUGAUGGCUCAGGUUCAGGCUAUCACAGCUCAGUUAAAGACAACUCCUACACAACCAUCUGAACAAAAAGCUGCUUUCCCCCCACCUGAACAGAAAACUGCAUUUGACAAGAAGUUGCUUGAUAGAUUUGACUAUGAUGAUGAGCCAGAAGCUGUGGAAGAAUCGAAGAAAGAGGAUACCACUGCCGUUGCCACAACAGUACCUGCUGCUGCUGUGCCCCCUGCACCUACCGCCACUGUGCCUGCUGCUGCUGCACCCGCUGCUGCCUCUCCUCCUCCUCCACAGGCACCAUUUGGCUUUCCUGGAGAUGGCAUGCAGCAGCCAGCAUACACACAAAAUAUGGAUCAGUUUCAGCCACGAAUGAUGGGAAUACAACAGGAUCCAAUGCACCAUCAGGUUCCACUUCCUCCUAAUGGACAAAUGCCAGGAUUUGGACUUCUUCCUACACCUCCAUUUCCUCCCAUGGCUCAGCCUGUGAUUCCUCCAACUCCACCAGUGCAACAGCCUUUCCAAGCUUCUUUUCAGGCACAGAAUGAACCACUUACACAGAAGCCACAUCAGCAGGAAAUGGAAGUAGAACAACCUUGUAUUCAAGACGUUAAGCGACAUAUGUCUGAUAACAGAAAGUCAAGAUCUAGGUCAGCAUCCAGGUCACCAAAAAGGAGGCGAUCUAGAUCUGGUUCUAGAUCUCGAAGGUCUCGUCAUCGACGUUCUCGAUCUCGGUCCAGGGAUAGACGCCGACAUUCUCCUCGAUCUCGAUCCCAAGAAAGACGGGAUCGAGAAAAAGAGAGAGAACGUCGACAAAAAGGCCUCCCUCAAGUGAAACCAGAAACUGCAAGUGUUUGCAGUACUACCCUCUGGGUGGGACAGCUGGACAAAAGAACUACUCAGCAGGAUGUUGCCAGUCUCUUGGAAGAGUUUGGUCCAAUUGAAUCAAUUAAUAUGAUUCCUCCCAGGGGUUGUGCCUAUAUUGUUAUGGUUCAUAGGCAAGAUGCGUAUCGUGCCCUGCAGAAACUGAGCCGAGGAAACUAUAAAGUGAACCAGAAAUCCAUAAAGAUUGCCUGGGCCUUAAACAAAGGAAUAAAGGCAGAUUAUAAGCAGUAUUGGGAUGUAGAACUUGGUGUUACUUAUAUUCCAUGGGACAAAGUCAAGCCUGAGGAACUGGAGAGUUUUUGUGAAGGAGGAAUGUUGGACAGUGACACACUUAACCCAGAUUGGAAAGGAAUUCCUAAGAAGCCUGAAAAUGAAGUUGCUCAAAAUGGAGGUGCUGAAACCUCACACACAGAACCAGUAUCACCCAUACCUAAACCGUUACCUGUGCCUGUCCCUCCUAUUCCUGUUCCUGCACCUAUAACAGUGCCCCCUCCACAGGUCCCACCACAUCAACCAGGUCCACCUGUAGUUGGUGCUCUCCAGCCACCUGCUUUCACGCCACCUCUGGGAAUUCCACCUCCAGGCUUUGGUCCUGGUGUUCCUCCUCCCCCUCCUCCUCCACCAUUUUUGCGCCCAGGAUUCAACCCAAUGCAUUUACCACCAGGUUUUCUUCCUCCUGGACCCCCACCUCCUAUAACUCCACCAGUAUCCAUUCCUCCUCCUCACACUCCACCAAUAAGCAUCCCAAACUCUACUAUCGCUGGUAUAAAUGAAGACACUACAAAAGACUUAUCUAUUGGAAAUCCCAUUCCAACAGUGGUGUCUGGGGCUAGAGGAAACGCCGAGUCUGGUGACAGUGUGAAAAUGUAUGGCUCUGCUGUGCCACCUGCUGCACCCACGAAUCUGCCCACCCCUCCUGUAACCCAGCCUGUUUCACUUCUUGGCACUCAAGGAGUUGCCCCUGGUCCUGUAAUUGGACUUCAGGCACCAUCUACUGGUCUUCUUGGCGCCCGGCCCGGUCUCAUCCCACUCCAGCGCCCUCCGGGAAUGCCCCCACCGCACUUACAGCGGUUCCCUUUGAUGCCGCCCCGUCCCAUGCCACCGCACAUGAUGCACAGAGGCCCGCCGCCAGGACCAGGGGGCUUUGCGAUGCCCCCACCUCAUGGAAUGAAAGGUCCCUUCCCACCACAUGGCCCGUUCGUUAGGCCUGGUGGAAUGCCAGGGCUCGGGGGCCCAGGGCCAGGCCCAGGGGGUCCUGAAGACAGAGACGGAAGGCAACAGCCGCCGCAACAGCAGCAGCAGCAGCAGCAGCAGCAGCAGCAGCCGCCGCAGCCGCAGCCGCCCCAGCAACAGCAGCAGCAGCAGCAGCAGCCGCCAUCACAACAGCCUCCACCAACACAGCAGCAGACACAGCAGUUUAGAAAUGAUAACAGACAGCAGUUCAAUUCAGGUAGAGACCAAGAAAGGUUUGGAAGAAGAUCUUUCGGAAAUAGGGUGGAAAAUGACCGGGAACGGUAUGGGAACCGUAAUGAUGAUAGAGAUAAUAGUAACCGUGACAGGAGAGAGUGGGGAAGGAGGAGCCCUGACCGGGACAGGCACAGAGACUUGGAAGAGAGAAAUAGACGCUCUAGUGGGCAUCGAGACAGAGAGAGAGAUUCUAGAGAUAGAGAGUCUCGUAGAGAGAAGGAAGAAGCACGAGGAAAGGAAAAGCCUGAGGUGACAGACAGGGCAGGUGGUAACAAAACCGUUGAACCUCCCAUUAGCCAAGUGGGAAAUGUAGACACUGCUUCAGAACUUGAGAAGGGGGAGUCUGAGGCUGCAGUCCUAAAGCCUUCUGAAGAGUUACCUGCUGAGGCUACCUCAUCCGUUGAACCCGAAAAGGAUUCUGGCUCAGCAGCAGAGGCUCCUCGUUAAGAGACUGGAAUUUGUGAAAAUGUGACAGUGACACUUCCUGGAGUGUAGAGCUUGAGGUGUACAGAUGCUGUAUUAUAUCCGCUCCCGCUGUACUGCAGCCCCGCGCCAGCUGGUGGGGAACUGUAAGCAAUUUGAUUGCUUCCCUUCUAUUUAAAAAUAGCCACAAAAUAACAAAAAAUACUGAAAAUAUGAAUAAAUAUUACCCUUUUUGCUGUAACUUUUUAAAAGUUUUGACUUUAAAAAGUUUACAAAUCGUAAUUAGAAGUGCUCUCUAUUUUUUUUUUUUUUUAAUUUAAGACAAGGUAACGGUGAAAGCUCCUCAAAACAAUAGGGAUGUUUUUAAUAAACUCUAUUUUCGUAACAAACUUUAAUGUGUGCUAUUCUUCCUACACUGCAUUAAGGUGGAAAAGGAUUGUUCACCAUCAAAGUUUGAGCUGUUAAUACUGUAUUGGAGUCUAAAUUAGACUUAUUUGAUGAAAAUCGACAUUUUAUGUAGUUAUUCUCACUUUCAUAUGUAAUACUUUUGAAUUUUAGUGUUUCAGUCAUAAGGUAAAGGUUAGUUGUUUUAAUGUCAAUUGAAAAGCUGUGUU